AUGAAGGACCAAGAUUUUAACAUCUCAGAAAAAGUUUUCAACUUAUUCAUAGAUCAUUGGAUCAAAAAGAAUAGAAAGUUAUUCCAAAAAUUGUUACGUGAAGGUUAUAAAUAUACUAAAGACCUUUUAUAUUAUUUAGAUAAUGUUCCACUAAUAGAUCUAGAUGAAUAUAAUACAAUCUAUCCCUUAGCUAACUUCUUUUAUUCUGCUUUGAUCUUGUCUCUUUCUACUUUAGUGAAAAUGAGAGAUAUAUGUAAAAGAUACCCUAUUUCUGUAGACUUAGCUGUGCCAAAAAAUAAUACAGAUAAAACAAUUGUGGCAGCCAGUUUUUGUGUUUUACAAUUUCAUAGAGAGUUAGCAGAAACUAAGGUUGAUCUUGCAGAUAUAAUUAUUAUGUUGAGUAUGAGACCCACUGAAGUUGUCACUCUUCAUAUUAUUCAUUAUAAACCUGGAGAAGCAAAAAAUAAUCUUGAAUCUUGGCAAUUUCUAUCUAUGAAAAAGAAUCCAGAACAUGCAAAAGAAUUGCUUAUCUGGAUCCAAGUUGCAAUAGCAACUAGAAAGUUAUGCAAUCUUAUCUAUAGUAUUAAUAGAAAACACAGUACAGAAGUAUUUAGUAAAAUUUUAAAAUCAUAUAAUAUUACAGCCAAAAGAUUAAGAAAAAUUAGAAAUAAACAUGUUUUUAGAGUUUAUGAUAGUCAAAAUUCAACUUCACAUCAUCUUGAAUUCCUUAGCAGAGUUGCAAUAAGGCAUAAGAUAAAUCAUCAUAAUUCUGAAAUAUAUUAUGCUGAAAGUAAUACUUCUGAUUCUGACCUUGACUUAGAUCCAGAACCUGAAUCUGAAGUCCUAGCACCUACAUUCAAGGCAAUUAAUGAGAAUACUUCUGAAAUUACUUAUUAA
Messenger RNA from Cetraspora pellucida, 897 nucleotides. NCBI's taxonomy places the organism in Eukaryota, Fungi, Glomeromycota, Glomeromycetes, Diversisporales, Gigasporaceae. The record is from the annotation of a GenBank genome assembly.